Messenger RNA from Giardia duodenalis, 1959 nucleotides. RefSeq lists its product as uncharacterized. Lineage: Eukaryota; Fornicata; Diplomonadida; Hexamitidae. The record is from RefSeq and is a predicted model, not a curated record. Bases 1 to 1959 code for a protein of 652 amino acids. The transcript has a single exon.
AUGACUAAUCGCCUCUCCUAUCUGCCUCCAGCUGUUGAUAAAAACAGCAUCAUCUCUGAGGGAAGGAGGCACAUAGCAAAUCAGCAGAACUCUGUAAGCUCGGUAGCCAAUGUGGUCGAGAGCAGCAAUGACAGGGCCACAGACAUAUCGUCAAUCUCAAGCGAUGGACUGAAGCUUCCUGCACUCAAGCAAAUUAUUGCCGGACCGUCACCGAGCUUCUUGUCCGCCUCUGAUGCUGUCUCCAGCUUGCUGUAUGAGCUUAAGUACAUUUCUCUUUCCAUUCGCUCCGUUCCCUAUAGAAAAAUAGAGAUAGCAAACGUUACACUGUAUUACAAUAUACACGACGGCAACUGUACCUCUGUUAGCCCACCCGGGUUCUUUCUCAUACCGCCUCCUACUACUCUGUCUACCUUGCAGGCUCUUAAGCUGGAUCAAAAAUUAAUUACAGAUUGUCCAGCGCCACCGGUGAGGAUGCCCAAAGAGCUCUUGAAGAAAUUUCAAUCUAUUGAAGCCGACUUCCUCUCGCAAGUUAUAAGCAAAAAAGAUUUAGAUAAAAUAGAUGGUAUAUGCGACGCGGCUGCAAAACCGUUUUUGCACGCUAACACCUCCUUUAUAGAUGCUGGUUCGUCCACCGAAUAUCAGUUUCUUCGCGCCAAUUUUAAAUUCAGAGCUGCAAAGGCCGUCUUCGCGAGGAAAGUGCAGAAACUUAUCCCACUUGACCGUAACACUAACAUGAACCUCAUAGAACUGCUUCUUUUACGUCCAGAGUGUAGCUACUUGUCAAAAAGCACUUGUCUCCGCUAUUGCCAAUCAAGAUACAAUACUUCCGGACACCAGUACACCUCUCGUAGCCUUUCGCUAUCGUGGCGAAUCCUCACGCUUGUGUUCCCGAUUAUGUUAUUGAAGGAGGGGCAGAGAAUUAACGACCAUUUAAGACCAGGUGACCAGAGACUUGUGGAGAUAUUUACAGAGCGCAACAUCAGAAAGUACCUGAGAGCAGAGUUGUAUGAUUAUAGCGCGACUACCACAACUCCAUACUUUUACCGCUCGCUGUGGUCUCUUGUUUCAACACAUGUGUCUCUCCAACCAUCUUUGCAGUCUGGCACCUCUUCUAUUCACAUCUCAAAUUCUUGCAAAAAAUGUGCCGCUACUCAAUCUGUACUUUCCAAUGAUUUACAUUCAAUUGUGCAGAAGAUUUUAUUUUUACAAUCUUGGGGUGAUGUAUGGAAGGUUAGUACAGAUGGCCCUGCUUUAAAUGCCAGCAAACCGAGUGACCAUGCAGAUGACCAUAUGACCUCCUUGAACGACCUCAGGUUGCAUUCACUUGAGCACAUUGAGGAGGAGUGCUUACUGGAUAACUGGGUCAUAUCCUUCUGGAAACAUCAGGAGAUGAAUAACCAUCUUGUUGCAUGUGACGCCCUUAUCACUGAACUCGGGCACUUACCUAAGGAGCAACUUAUAGAGCUUAUAUACGCAGUUGCAAUCAGAGGAACGAAGAGAGCAUUGCGUGGGUUUUCGUCCUAUCGAUUGUGGGCCACUAACAUUGAGCUGGACAGCGACCUACUGUUUGCACAGUAUUGUCUUCUGUUUAACAGACCCUUAAUCCUGGACAUAGUAUCCUUAGAACUGGAUGAGCUACAAUGGAAAAAGAAACUUCGUUUAAAUACGAAUAAAAUGGACAUGACAAAGCUUCAUCGAGCCUGCCCUGUUGCUUGGUUCUACUUGCCUAGUGAGGAAUUUCAAACUCAGCUUUACGAAACCAUCUCAGUCAUAAAUUAUAGCAUAUCUCAAAUUGCGUUCACUUCAAGCGGCGUCUUUGACAGGCUAAUACAAAGCAGCGAUAUUCCGAAUCAGGAGAAGCUCGAGCGGAUGCACUCCAUUCUACCGAAUGUUGCCUCUGGGGUAUUAGAUCGUUGUCUCUACUAUGCCCGUACAAACAUUCUGGACAGCAUAUCUUAG